Messenger RNA from Spinacia oleracea (spinach), 2167 nucleotides. Its product is annotated as probable disease resistance protein At1g15890. Bases 495 to 1964 code for a protein of 489 amino acids. Lineage: Eukaryota; Viridiplantae; Streptophyta; Magnoliopsida; Caryophyllales; Amaranthaceae. The record is from RefSeq and is a predicted model, not a curated record. The transcript is spliced from 3 exons. Gene Ontology annotation, molecular function: ADP binding.
AACACACCUAGUAGUCUAGUCCCUAUACCUACUUGGCUAAUCCACAUGAUGAGUAGAUAAUAGUGUCAAAAUAAUAAUAAUAAUCAAAAAAAUAAUAAAAGAGGAGACUCCAAUAUGAAGACUUGGUAAAGGUCGUCUUUCCCUCUAGCUAAUACUUGGUACUACUAUGAAGUUUGGGUGAUGCUUCCUUUCUCACUCAGUGUGUGUAGAUCCAUUUUCACCAUUUCAUCAUCAUUUCUACACAACUUCAACCACCACUCUUCUCUUUCAAUAAAAUACUCAGCCUAACUAGCUUAUAUUUCGCCGGCCGCGCGCGCCAUGUUAAUUAUAUAGUGUUGGUUGUUGAGACGGCGGCAGCAGCGGCGACGACCACCUUGGAUAACCUUGUGAAGUAACUUUGCAAGCAGCUGCAUAUAAAAUUGGCCAGCGUAUGGGCUGAUGUCUCCACGGUAACAGUAUAUUUGAUCACAGUUCAAACUCCUGUGGGUAUAAAAAUGAUGGAUGCUUUACUUCAAAUAGCGCCAAAGAUAUACGAGUUUGGGAAAAAAUUCCUGCAGGUGGACAUGAGAUGUACUGAGCUAAGCAAUGUACUCCUUGAACUAGAUAGCAAGGUGGAAGACAUGAAUCAAGAAGUGAAAAAUCAGGAGGCGCAACCAGGUAAGAAGCGCAAAAAGGUGGUGGACGCCUACUCCGGCCAAGCAAAACGGUUCAGAGACUCAGCACAAUCGGUAUUAGACAGCUGCAGCAUGGAGGAACACUGGAUGCUGACGCGUAUGACGUGGGUACCAAGAAUUGAGAAACACUACAAGGAAGGACAAGAGCUUUUGACAAAAGGAAGACAGUUACGAGAGGAUGGUUUGACAUACGACGAGGUUAGAGUACGCGGUGAGAUGCUUCCAUUGGAGGAUGAUCAGUACAUUGGGAAGACCUUUUCUAGGAUCAGGGAUUCAGCUUUUGAAGCCUUGAAAGGUGGUAGAGUUCAAUGUAUUGGUAUUUAUGGAUAUACAGGAGCAGGAAAGACUAAUCUCAUGAAACACCUCUACAACAAAGUUUACCAAGAUGAUGAGGUGUUUAAGGCCGUAUUUUGGGCCACGGCGCCUGAUAAUAAUAAUGGUAAAGGACACUACAACAAGGCGUUGCAGAAGUGUGUUGCAGAUGGGAUGUGGAUUGAUUUGGAUAAUGAUGUUGUUCACGACGAGGUCAGGUGUGCAGGUAAGAUAAUGGCCAGACUGCGGGAUAUAGGCCCGGGCCGUACACUUCUUUUCUUGGAUAAUGUCAAGGAAGAGUUUCCAGCUUAUGAACUACUAGGAAUACCAGAAAGUAGUAAUACUAGUAAUGGUGUCAACUGUAUCCUGGUGAUUAGUACAUUGUCUAAAGACGUAUGUAACAAGAUGGGGUGUGAUCUUCCCCUGAAGAUGGAGCUGUUGGAGAAGGAAGAAGCCAAAGAUCUGUUCUUACAUGAAGUAAAACGCGGGGAUAAUUAUAAUAAUGAUGAGAAAAGGAUUAAAGAAGUAGCGAUCAAAGUUGCAAAUCAAUGUGCAAAAAUGCCACUUGCUAUAAUAGUUAUAGCGAGGUCUAUGGUUGGGAUAAAAGAUGUUCGAGAAUGGAAUAACAGGUUGAAUGAAAUGAUGGGAAUGAUAUCAAGUAUUCAUGAGGAAGAAGAGAAGAUAGUUGAGCAGCUGAAAUUUGGGUAUGUUUGCUUGAAAGAUAGAACAGUUCAGCUUUGCUUUUUAGCAGCAGCUAAAUUGUUGCCGAAUGAUUGUCAGAUUACGAAAGUGGAAAUGAUUGAAAAGUGGAAGAGUUCUGGGUUAAUUGGUAUGGAUCGAAAAGGCAAGCAUGUUGAUGAUCAGGGUCAUGUUAUAUUGAAUCAGCUUGAAAGGAUGUGUUUGAUUCAAGUUGUAGCAGAGUUUCAGACUGUUACUAUGAAUAAAUGGAUCUGGAAAAUGGCGAAUACAGUUUCUUGAGUAGUUGGCUACUUUAAACAAUGAUUUUAAUUACGGAGUACUACAGUUUUGAACAAUUACGAUUGUGUUUAAUUGCCUUGUUUUGGACCUAAUUAAGUUUUUUUCAUUUUUGGGGACCAACUUGAAUUUGUUUCAUGUGAAAUUAAACAUGCUUAUUGGUUUAUAUGCUCUACAAUUGAAUACAUUAAAUAUUAAAUAUAAAA